Messenger RNA from Elephantulus edwardii (Cape elephant shrew), 2276 nucleotides. RefSeq names its product synaptotagmin III (gene SYT3). Gene Ontology annotation, biological process: regulation of calcium ion-dependent exocytosis; cellular response to calcium ion; calcium-ion regulated exocytosis. The record is from RefSeq and is a predicted model, not a curated record. NCBI's taxonomy places the organism in Eukaryota, Metazoa, Chordata, Mammalia, Macroscelidea, Macroscelididae. Gene Ontology annotation, molecular function: calcium ion binding; phosphatidylserine binding; clathrin binding. Gene Ontology annotation, cellular component: membrane. Bases 1 to 1767 code for a protein of 588 amino acids. The transcript has 9 exons.
AUGUCCGGGGACUACGAGGAUGACCUCUGCCGGCGGGCACUUAUCCUAGUCUCAGAUCUCUGUGCCCGGAUCCGAGAUGCCGACACCAAUGACAGAUGCCAGGAGUUCAAUGAUCUGAGGAUUCGAGGCUAUCCCCGCGGCCCAGAUGCAGACAUCUCCGUGAGCCUGCUGUCGGUCAUCGUGACGUUCUGUGGCAUUGUCCUCCUGGGCGUCUCCCUCUUUGUGUCCUGGAAGCUAUGCUGGGUGCCCUGGCGGGACAAAGGCGGCUCGGCUGUGGGCGGCCCCCUGCGCAAAGACCUAGGCCCCGGGGUCGGCCUGGCAGGCUUGGUCGGAGGUGGUGGGCACCACCUCGGGGCUGGCCUGGGCGGCCAUCCGCUGCUGGGCGGCCCUCAUCACCAUGCCCACACCGCCCAUCACCCACCCUUCGCCGAGCUGCUGGAGCCUGGCAGCCUGGGAGGCUCAGAACCCCCUGAGCCUUCCUACUUGGACAUGGACUCAUACCCAGAGGCUGCGGCUGCUGCGGUGGCCACUGGGGUCAAACCAAGCCAGACGUCGCCUGAGCUGCCCUCGGAGGCCGGGGCAGGCUCUGGGCUGCUCCUGCUGCCUCCCAGUGGCGGGGGCUUGCCCAGUGCCCAGUCUCAUCAACAAGUCACAAGCUUGGCACCCACCACCAGGUACCCGGCCCUGCCGCGGCCCCUCACCCAGCAGACCCUCACCCCGCAGCCGGACCCCAGCGUGGAGGAGCGGCCCCCCGCGCUUCCCUUACCGCUGCCCGGUGGCGAGGAGAAGGCCAAGCUCAUCGGGCAGAUCAAGCCGGAGCUGUACCAGGGCGCCGGGCCAGGCGCGCGGAGGGGCGGCGGGGCGCCGGGCUCGGGAGAGGGGGGCGCGCCCUGCGGCCGCAUCAGCUUCGCACUGCGCUACCUCUACGGCUCCGACCAGCUGGUGGUGCGCAUCCUGCAGGCGCUGGACCUGCCCGCCAAGGACUCCAACGGCUUCUCCGACCCCUACGUCAAGAUCUACCUGCUUCCCGACCGCAAGAAAAAGUUCCAGACCAAGGUGCACAGGAAGACCUUGAACCCUGUGUUCAAUGAGACGUUCCAGUUCUCCGUGCCCCUGGCCGAGCUGGCGCAGCGCAAACUCCACUUCAGCGUCUACGACUUCGACCGCUUCUCGCGACACGACCUCAUCGGCCAGGUGGUGCUGGACAACCUGCUGGAGCUGGCCGAGCAGCCCCCCGACCGGCCGCUGUGGAGGGACAUCGUGGAGGGCGGCUCGGAAAAGGCAGAUCUUGGGGAGCUCAACUUCUCACUCUGCUACCUCCCUACGGCCGGGCGCCUCACCGUGACCAUCAUCAAAGCCUCUAACCUCAAAGCGAUGGACCUCACUGGCUUCUCAGACCCCUACGUGAAAGCCUCUCUCAUUAGCGAGGGGCGGCGUCUGAAGAAGCGGAAAACCUCCAUCAAGAAGAACACACUGAACCCCACGUACAAUGAGGCGCUGGUGUUCGACGUGGCCCCCGAGAGCGUAGAGAAUGUGGGACUCAGCAUUGCGGUGGUGGACUAUGACUGCAUUGGCCACAACGAGGUGAUCGGUGUGUGCCGCGUGGGACCCGACGCUGCGGACCCCCACGGCCGCGAGCACUGGGCAGAGAUGCUGGCCAACCCCCGCAAGCCGGUGGAGCACUGGCAUCAGCUGGUGGAGGAAAAGACUUUGACCAGCUUCACAAAAGGUAGCAAAGGACUGUCAGAGAAAGAGAACUCAGAGUGAGGGGUCUGGCCUAGGCCCCCUCAGGACCCCCUCCCUUCCUGCCCGGACCGUGAAUUCAUCUCCUCGAAGCCAUAACGUCCGAGCUGCGUGGUGCGGGCAGCCCUGGGCCCCGCGCAUAGUUCCCGCCCCAGACUCGCGGGCGGGGGACAGGCGGGCCCAGCGCCCUGUUUCAGGGUGGGGGGCAUUCAGUCUCUACUGUGUCUUGUCUUCCUUUCCCUGGGGCUCCCCCUUGAGGCGAGGGGCCGUGCAUGUCUGGGGGACCCCUGCCCCCUGAAACCCUCCGUCUGUCUGUCUGUCUGUCGGUCUCUUUGCUGUUUGUCCAAGACUUGGUGUCCUGACCCUUGUUCUCGCUGUGAAUGUCAAAGGAUCAAUCCUCUGUACUCCCCCAGACACAAGCACACACCUGUGUCCUGUGUCCACUCUUCUGUCCACCACACCCCGCGUCUGGCCGAUCCCCCAAACACUGCUGCUAUCAAUGCCGGAAUAAAUACACCGUGGGUCUCACUCCA